GCUUCUGCUGCUUCUUCUUCUUCUUCUCAAUCUGCUCUUACCCUUUUCGUCUGAGGUUACAAUUUGCUUUAAAAUAGGUUCGGUUGAAUACACCAAGUAAAAGACGAAAAGCAUAAAAGUUCAUACUGGCGUAUAGAUAAGAUUUUGUUGAGAAUUUUCCAUAGGGAUGAAAUGGACGAUUUGAUGGUAUUGUUCCGGUUAGGUAAAUCAGAUGGACUCUGUAUUUCACAAGGUGGUCGGUUUCCACCAUUCUCAUCCCAAGGGAAGCCUCCAAAAAGGGUAAGCAAGGGAUCAAAAGAUUUGACCCUUUGCAGGGUGUUCUGCCGAAAAACUUGCUGCGAUGCAGCUCAGACACAUCCUGCUUUGUUAACCAUUAGGAAGCUGGCUUCAACAGGAGAAGCCAGUCAAGAAUGCUUGCAAUUGUGGGAGCUAUUGGAGUGUUCAAUCUGUGAUCCACGUGUUGGUGUUCAGCCAGGACCUCCUUUAAUAUGCACCUCUUUCUGCGACAGGGUCUUUGGGGCAUGCUCUGAUGCUUACUUCUCCAUGGAGACUGUGACACAGGUUCUAGCACCAUGUGGAGUAAACGAUUUCGUUUGUGGUAGGGCUUCACAGUGGGUUCACAACGGUACAGAGCUGUGUCACGCUGCAGGUUUAGCAGUUAAAGAUGAUGCACAUGUUGAAGAAAAAUCAUGCUAUGGUAGUAAAGCCAGUCUUGAUUUGAUUGCUGAUUCGUGGAAAGCUUCACGGUCUGUGGUGCUGCAGAAAGGUGGUGGCUUGGGGGUGUUGGAUGACUUUCAGCAGUGGGCGGCGGAAAUGCCGUUUAGUGAAAGAGUUUCAUGGGCAGUCGGAGGGAUGGUUCUUACGGCAGGAUUGUUGUUUCUGAGCAAACGGAAAAACUACAGUCAGCGUCAGAAGCUUGCCGGUAUUCAGCGGACUGCGAAGAAACUAGAAACCAAGAAGAGCCAGAAAUCUCCUGGCAAUCAAGGAAAUAAGAAGGGAAGAUGAUGAUCUCGUGUUAGGUGAGCGUAAUUAGUUUGUCAAUUUACAGGUGAAUCAUAGUUGAAUUGUUGUAAAAUUAAAACUUUUCUUGCUCUUGUACUAUUUUAUUAGAAGUAGACUUGUAUUAGCAGACAGUGUUUAUCCAAUAUUUUGGAUUCAUGAGUUUCAAUUUUGAAAAUUACAAUCUGGAGUUUCUCUUC
Morus notabilis is the source of this 1199-nucleotide messenger RNA. RefSeq lists its product as uncharacterized. NCBI's taxonomy places the organism in Eukaryota, Viridiplantae, Streptophyta, Magnoliopsida, Rosales, Moraceae. Bases 172 to 1005 code for a protein of 277 amino acids. The record is from RefSeq and is a predicted model, not a curated record. The transcript has 5 exons.